AUGGCCACCCUGGUACAACCCGCAGACAUGGAGACUCUGGGCGGCCAGAGCGCCACCGGCGCGCCGCCGACGUCCUCCAGCCCCUCGCAGCACUUCAACGACAGCAAAUUCUACCUGCUGGUGGUGAUCGGGGAGAUCGUGUCCGAGGACCACCUCAAGUGUGCCAUUGCGGACAUCGAGAAAGGGAUCCGCUCAUGGGACACCAACCUGAUCGACUGCAACCUGGACCAGGAGCUCAAGCUGUUUGUUUCCAGACACUCGGCCCGUUUCUCUGCAGAUGUUAGAGGGCAGAGAAUUCUUCACCAUAAAAGUAAUAUCCUGGAGACGGUGGUGCUGAUCAACCCUUCAGAUGAUGCUGUCAGCACCGAGGUUCGGCUGAUGAUCUCGGACACGGCCAGACACAAACUUUUGGUCCUCUCGGGGCAAUGCACUGAAAACACCGGGGAGCUGAUUCUGCAGUCUGGAUCUUUCUCUUUCUUCAAUUUCAUCGACAUAUUCACCGAUCAGGAGAUUGGUGAAUUGCUCAGUACGAUUCACCCAGCAAACAAAGCCAACCUUACGCUCUCGUGCCCCGAGCAAGGCGACUGGAAAAACUCCAACUUGGACAAACACAACCUGCAGGAAUUCAUCAACAUGAAACUGAACUCGGCUCUCAUCCUCCCUGAAAUGGAGGGUCUCUCGGAGUUCACGGAGUACUUAUCCGAAUCAGUGGAGAUCCCAUCUCCUUUUGACAUGCUGGAGCCGCCAACCUCAGGGGGAUUCCUCAAACUCUCCAAACCGUGCUGCUACAUCUUUCCAGGAGGCCACGGCGACUCCGCUCUCUUUGCUGUCAACGGCUUCAACAUGCUGAUCAACGGGGGCUCGGACCGGAGGUCCUGCUUCUGGAAGCUGGUGAGACACCUGGACCGGGUGGACUCCAUCCUCCUGACCCACAUCGGGGACGACAAUCUGCCGGGCAUCAACAGCAUGCUGCAGAGGAAGAUUUCAGAGGUCGAAGAGGAGCAGUCGCAGGGCUCCACAGCUAACAGCGACUGGGUGAAAAACAUGAUCUCCCCUGAUAUUGGCGUGGUAUUUGUGAAUUUUCCCGAAAACCUGGAUCACCCUGACCCGAGCUACAGAGUGCGCAAGAACAUUGAGGAGGCAGCGUUCACUCAGCAGUUUCUCACCAAGCUAAAUCUGAGGAUUGAGCCUCUGCAGAGGCCUGUGGGAAAUACAAUUGAGCCAAUAACGCUUUUUCAGAAAAUGGGUGUUGGAAAGCUGGAGAUGUAUGUGCUUAAUCCAUCCAAAAAUAGCAAGGAGAUGCAGCACUUUAUGAAGCAGUGGACAGGGAGUGAAAAAGACACCACGUCCAUUCUGCUUCCAAACGGGAAGGAAUCUGAGUUCCCUCUCUCUUACAUGACUUCAAUCUCUUCACUGAUCGUUUGGCACCCUGCAAAUCCCACAGAUAAAGUUGUACGUGUCCUCUUUCCUGGAAAUGCUACCCAGUAUCACAUCUUCGAAGGUUUAGAAAAGCUGAAGCAUUUGGAUUUCCUGAAGCAGCCGGUUGUAACACAGAAACUGCUGUCUUCAAAUAUGCCAUCGACACCAACACUCAAGCAGGCAAAGAUGAAGCAGAGAACAGACAGCAAAGAGAGCUUGAAGUCUACCCCAAGGCCAUCUCCAAGCAAAAACAUCAGGAAAGAAUCGAAAGAGGAAAGCUCAGAGAAGGUGAAGACAGAAACGGAAUCAGUUCAAGAAAAAACACAGAAGACAGAGAAAAGAGAUAAGGUGUUAUUAAAAAAGGAAAAGGCAAAGGCGCCUGAGAAAGAAUCAAAAGCAAAGGCAGAGCAAGCAGCCCAAAAUGAUACUCCAGAAAAAAAGAAGGCUGAAAUGAAACCCAAAGUCGAAAAGGAGAAAAUUGUGAAGAAGGAUAGCAAAGCACCUGUGGAAAAGAAAAAAGAGGUGAAAAAAGAAGUCGCGAAAAAAGAUGACACGCCCAAACAUGAAGCUAAAAAGGAUGAGAGAGUAAAGAAAGAGGAGGCAAAGAAAGUCCUGAAAAGAGACAUCAGAAGAGAAUCGCCCAUGAAAGAGAAGAAGGAGGACAAGAAAGAUGUGAAAAAGACCUCAAAAGAUUUAAAGAAGACAUCGCCAGGUGAAGAAAAGAAUCUCAAACCAAAGCCGCUGAAAAAGGACGACGCUUCAAAAAAAGACACUACAGCUCCAGCAAAGCUAAAAGACAAAGGGAAGUUAAAGGUGACAAAGAAGGCGACAAAGGCGGACAGUAGUAAAGCUGUAGCUGCUGCUGCUGCUGCGACUGUUGCUGCCGCGACUGCAGCAGCUGCUGUUAUGGCAGAUGAUCCAGAAGAUGAGAGAUCUCUGAUGUCCUCACCAGAAGACCUCACAAAGGAUUUUGAAGAGCUCAAAGCUGAAGAGUUGGUUGAGGACGAUGCAACUGUACAACAAAACGAGGAAAAGGAGCCUGUGAUGGUUCACCAGGAAGAAACAAUGCAGACCAAAGAGUCUCCAGAGGCAUUAGAGUCUGUGGAUGAGGGCAUCACCACAACAGAGGCGGAAGGCGAUAAUGGGGAGACUCCGGAGGAACAGGUGAUAAAGGGAAAACUCAAUGGACAAUCGGAGAAGUUUGAAGAUGAAGGAACCGGCAUGGAGGAGACAUCGGAAGGUGGGGAUUAUGAUGAGAAAGGAGAGAUCGAAGAAGUUUAUGAACCACAACUUGAAUUAGACAAAAAUAAACUUGCUCCUUGUGCUGAUGAGGACCAAGCCAAACAUGAUGAAGUGAAACAGGAUUACAGUGUUGAGGAUGAAGACGUCACCAAUAAAAAUGUAGAGGUUGAAUAUGAAGGUCACAAAGAUGCAGAGAGGCAGAGUCUCUAUGCGUCAACUUCUCCGAAAGUGUCCUCGCCCAUUUCUCCGGCUGCAUCGAUCCAUGAUGAAAGGUUUCCUGUCGGCUUUGAGAGUGAGACAGUCUCGGAUGAUGAGAACAGAGACGAAACCCCGGAGGAUUACACCGGCACUUCUGGACACACUCACUCCACCAUUGAGGUCUCGAGUGUGCCCACUCCUUUGGAUGGGAUGUUGACUCCUCGGGACCUUACAAGUGAUGAAGCCACCAAUGACGAGACCGAAUCUCCGUCACAGGAUGCCGCAAAGGUUCAGUCUUCUGCAACUGGUGAGUUUGAUAGAAAGAAACUUUCCCCACUUCAAGACAUCCCAGGAUCAGCUCACUCUCUGAGUGAUGCUACCGAAGGUCAGGACUAUAAUCACUCUGCUUCUACGAUAUCUCCACCUUCAUCACUGGAAGAGGACAAAUUGGGUCAGGAUUUUCUCCUAGCAGGGAAAGCUGAUGGUUUUGCCAAUGCUCAAAAGCCAUGUGAGGUGUAUGAUACUGAUCCGGCUAGACUCAGUACAAUGUCCACUGCAGCGCCUCUUGUACGUUCUCCCUCAGUUGAAUGCAAAGCCACUAUUGAUUCUCCGCCAAUGUUUGCUGCUCCAAUAGAGCUGUCCACCACACUGACGGGAAGUACCAGAGCAACAGCUGAUUCCUCCAUCAGUCCAGAUGACAAGACACUGGAAUUGGCUAAUUCACCUCAGUCCUCAGGCCACACUCCCUAUUAUCAGUCCCCAGUAGAUGAAAAAGCAGGAGCGCUUCCGCCUAUGGCAGAUUCACAGGGUCCAGUCAUUGUAGAGGUCACAAGUGAUAAAGAAGAUUCCUCUUCCAGAGUUACUCCAGAACCCGUUGAGCCAGAGCGAGAACGUGCCUCCCCAGUGGAAAAGCCAGUAUUCUCUCCAAGGAGCCCAGCACCAGACGAUGAGUCUCCAACAAAGAAGGAAAAGUCGCUCUUCGAUAUGGACCCUAAAAAAACAGUAGAAAGUAGUCAUACGGGCUUUUCUUCAGCGCCACUUACCAAACAUGAAGCUGACACCAAUCCAUUUACAGGUUUCAAAGAAGACAGUAAAAUGUCCAUUUCAGAGGGCACUACAUCCGACAAGUCGGGAACCCCGCUGGAGGAGGUCGUCGCUGAAGAUACAUUUUCACAUCUGGCUUCAGCAUCCACAGCCUCUUUGGCCACCAGCUCUUUGCCAGAACCAACAACUGACUCUCCUUCCCUUCAUGCCGAGGUUGGCUCUCCUCACUCGACCGAGGUUGAUGACUCUUUGUCCGUCUCUGUGGUUCAGACUCCCACCACUUUCCAUGAAGCUGAAGGAUCUCCUACCAAGGAAGACAGCCCAAGGCCCAUGUCCAUCUCACCAGACAUUUCACCAAAGACAAAAAGUAGAGCACACAUGCAAGACACAAAAUCUCCAGAGCAUUCUACCAUGUCAAUCGAGUUUGGCCAGGAGUCACCCGACCACUCCUUGGCCCUGGACUUUAGUAAGCAAUCCCCAGAACACCCAUCAUUGGGCAGCAGCUCACGUGCAGCGGAGAAUGGCCCAACUGAGGUUGACUACAGCCCUUCAGAUGGAGCAGAUGUCAGAGCAUCUGAAGAGUCCAGUGGAGCAGUGGAGAACCCUUUACACUUUGAAGAGAGUGAUUCAGCUCGUGCCCAUUCUGCAACGCCAUCAGAUGCAUCUCAGUCAACUCCCUCUGUCACAACCCCAUGCCAAAUGACAGAGAUGUCUAAUGUGGUAACUGAGCAAAAAGACAAGUCUCCCAUCACCUCAAAGGCAUCCUCCCUCAACCACUCUCCCCAUUCAGAUGAACCAUCUCCAGCUCUAGGAAGUCCUGCAGGCAAAGACAGCUCCAGUGCGGGUUCACCAUCUGGAGAGAACAUAGCUAAAUCAGACUCAGAGAAAUCUGAAAAGGCUCUUCUAUCCCCGAAAGCUACUUCACCAUCAAGCAUUUCAAAGGAAGCUACUGUUUCUCCAGCAAAGGAGACAAAUCCAUUUAAAUGUGAGGCUUCAGCAGUGGAGAAAAAGUCCCCUGUGAGCCCCAAAGUCCCUUCACCAUCAUAUCUACCUCUCUCUGAUAUGCAUACUUCUGCCUGUGGCUCCAGAGACCCGGACACCAAAAAGAGCCCCUGUGCUCCAUCUAAGACAGAUGUCGACCUCUGCUUAGUGACUUCGUGUGAGUACCGUCAUCCAAAGACUGAACUAUCCCCAUCCUUUAUCAACCCCAACCCUCUGGAAUACUUCAUCAAUGAAGAAAACGCCCUGGAUGAGGAGAAGCCUUUAGCCAAGUCAGGAGGCGGACCCCCACCCCCAGGAGGUAAACUGUCCACCAAACAAUGUGAGGAGACCCCGCCCACAUCCAUCAGUGAGUCCGCUCCGUCUCAAACAGACUCAGAUGUUCCACCAGGAACAGAAGAGUGUCCAUCCAUUACAGCCGACGCUAACAUUGAUUCUGAAGACGACUCAGAAACUCUCCCCACUGACAGAACCCUGACCUACAGGCACGCUGACCCCCCUCCCAUGGCACUCAGGGACUCUGCUCCAUCCCCAGGCCACCAUGACGUCUGCAUGGUGGACCCAGAAGCCCUUAAGGCUGAAGAAAACCUGCACAAUGCUAAUACUGAUGGAGGGGAGAAGUCCAACAAGAAAAAGCUCUCAAAGAAGUCCUCGUCACCAGCUAGAAAGAGUGGCCUUUCAAAGGUGAAGGACUCAAAAACUGCCUCCCCAAAGAAAGGCGUCGGAGAAGGGAAGGAUGCCAAAAAUGCAACAAACACUUCUGCAUCCAGAGGAGUGAAAAAUACAACAUCAGGAAGUGGAAAGGCAUCAACAGGGGCGUCUCUACCCAACUGUCCUCCCAUGUACAUGGAUUUGGUUUACAUCCCCAAUCACUGCAGUGCCAAAAAUGUGGAUGCUGAGUUCUUCAAGCGCGUGCGCUCCUCUUACUAUGUGGUCAGCGGCAACGACCAGACAGCUCAGGAACCCAGCCGGGCUGUCCUCGAUGCUUUGCUGGAAGGAAAGGCCCAGUGGGGAAACAAUAUGCAAGUCACUCUCAUUCCCACCCAUGACACUGACGUGAUGAGGGAGUGGUACCAGGAGACCCACGACAAGCAGCAGGAGCUCAACAUCAUGGUCUUGGCCAGCAGCAGCACUGUCGUCAUGCAGGAUGAGUCCUUCCCAGCUUGUAAGAUUGAGAUGUGAACCUCCGCCAAGGGACUGUCGAUCGAUAAGGAAAAUGUAGCAUAAAGCCUGAGCAGACACUUAAAAAAACACUUAUAUGCUAGAAUGAAAUAAUUAUCUGCAAUGGGGAUUUACUAACAUGAGCUAACUUUGAGGCGGGUCCAUGCUAAGGACGAUGUUAAAUGUAAUGCAUCCCUAAAAAUCUCAAUGCUUUCUUUUUUUUUUUUUUUUAAAGAUACAGAUGGAUUGAACUGGGUAAAGAUUGGUGACCAAAAAAACUCAUCAUGAAUGUCCAGUGAAGCCGAUUCUCAUGUAAUUCGAAUAACGAUGAUGUUGUUGUUGACGUAUUGGCUUUCCUUCGUAUCCCAGGAACAAAAUAUUUGAGAGCUUUCAAUCAAUUUAACUGCUUUUCAGAAACAAAUCUUCCCUGCAUCCUGAAAAUAAGAGCUGCUGUCCACACCAAAGGAUGAAACAACACUUUUCUGUUAUGCCUUAGGGAGUUAAAGUGAAUGUAACAGAGGUGGGGUGGUGGUGCGGCAGGUUUGAGAAGUGGCCCUGCAGACUGGAGGUCCAGCCGUGAAUGAUGGUAGAAACAAGCGGAAGGGACACUCAGCGUUGAUUAACAGUAAUAUGAUGUCUAUCUUCUCAUCCAUCAGGGGCGAGUCAGAGUGGUCCUUCCACUAUGAAAGUGUUCUUUGUGUUUUCAGGAUGGCGAAGGUUUUAUGAGAUUCUUUUAUUUUUUAUCAAAGUUUGUUUUGUUUCCGAUUAUGUUGCUGCUGGUUUGCAUUUUUUUUUUUAAUGUGGAAAUUCUAUUUAUUAUGUCUCGUUUGAAUUAUUGUGCUUGAUUGUCCUGGCAGCCUUUUUCACUGUGCAACAGGAGGUUGCUUCAUGAUGUUCUCACUUGCCUUUGUCACAGAUCUUUUUGAAAGAUUGCCUUUUAUUUUAGAUCUUUUUUUUAUUCCAAGUUAAUUUAGAAAG
Messenger RNA from Salarias fasciatus (jewelled blenny), 7041 nucleotides. It is a transcript of the gene map1b, whose product is annotated as microtubule-associated protein 1B. Lineage: Eukaryota; Metazoa; Chordata; Actinopteri; Blenniiformes; Blenniidae. Bases 1 to 6084 code for a protein of 2027 amino acids. The record is from RefSeq and is a predicted model, not a curated record. Gene Ontology annotation, cellular component: neuronal cell body; dendrite; synapse. Gene Ontology annotation, biological process: axonogenesis; microtubule cytoskeleton organization; dendrite development. The transcript is spliced from 7 exons. Gene Ontology annotation, molecular function: microtubule binding; actin binding.